CCAGCCACCCAGUCGUUAGUCGAUCGUUGCGCAGUGACGUUGUGCGCGCGUCCCGUGUGUGUUGCUGGCGUCGAUUUAUACUCUUGCUAUUUAUUAUUGUUAUUAUUAUUUCCACCGACGCUUUCUCCGUGUCCACCUAACGCGUUUACCACCGUCGUCGGUAUUUAGCGGGUUCGGGUUUUUUUUUUACAAUAAUUAUUAUUUGAGCAUCUCUAGUAUUACAUACUUUCGCGGUGUUUUUUUUUUUUUUUAAUUUUAGUCGUACGAUCGCGAUUUUCCGUUAAAAAUAUAUUUCAUAUUACACUCGACAUAAUAAUCGAUGACGAUCGUCGCGUCGUUGUAUUAGUAGAUUUUUUCUUGUUUUUGGAAAGCGCCGUUCGUUUUGAAAACGAGAAAACCCGCCUACCCGUCCGAUUGGGAUUAUUGAGAAAAAUAUCGUCAUCAUCGUUACACGGAGAAAAAUGAACAUUCCGGUAGCCGCUUUUGCGGUGCUGUUAUCACUGUUGUGUUUUGGCGCCAAUCGCGGUCUGGCCGCAGCGACUAAAUCGAAUAGUAUCGUCAGCAACACCACUGUAGAGCAGAGCAACAGCAGCAACAAUACCCCUGUCAAGAGGCCAAUGCCCCACGUCGAGUGCACCCUGAGGCAGCAUACCUGUGGCAAUGGCAAGUGCGUUCCCCUGGCUUGGACUUGUGACGGCGACGACGAUUGCGGCGACAACACGGACGAGUCGCCGGCCUUGUGCAAAACAGUUUUGGCCAACUUGACGUGUGCCGAAAACGAAUUCCAGUGCAAUAACGGACAUUGCAUAUCUCUGCACUGGCAAUGCGACAACGAAGAAGAUUGCAAAGACGGCAGCGACGAGGAUCCGAAAAUAUGUCGCGAUAGGCCCUGCGUUGACGGGCAGUUUGAAUGCGAUAAAGGAUUGUGCGUAUCUCCGGCUCUGGUUUGCGACGGGCAAACGGAUUGUCUUAACGGCGCUGACGAAGCGUACUGCAAGAAACGGGUGUGCAACGCGGACGAGUUCACGUGCAGGAAGACCAAGGGCGAAUGCAUACCUCUGACUUGGAUGUGCGACGGUAACGCCGACUGUUCGGACGGUUCGGACGAGAGGGAAUGCAACGAGACGUGCAGAGACGACGAGUUCACGUGUGGCGACGGCAAGUGCAUACAGAAGAUGUGGGUGUGCGACCGCGACGACGACUGCCAAGACGGGUCGGACGAACGGCACUGUCCCAACCUGGUGUGCUCGCAGUCCGAGUUCGCGUGCGUCAAGGACAACAUGUGCAUCUCGUUGAACUGGAAGUGCGACGGCGACUUUGACUGCAGCGACAAGACCGACGAAGCGGGCUGCGAGGAAUCCGCCAGAGUGUCCGAGUGCCGGGCUUCCGAGUUCGAGUGCGAAGACCGCAGCCACUGCGUCAUCCAGUCUUGGGUGUGCGACGGCAGCGUGGACUGUGCCGACGGGUCGGACGAGGCGCCGCACCGGUGCCACAACACCACGUGCCGGUCCGACCAGUUCCGGUGCAGAGACAACACGUGCAUUCCCGGGUUCCUGCAUUGUUCCGGCACCGCGGACUGCGCGGACGGCAGCGACGAGGAGAACUGCAAAGAGCCGGUGCACAAGUGCGACCCGUUCACCGAGUUCGAGUGCGGCAGCGGUAUGUGCAUUGCGUUGGACAAGGUGUGCGACAAGAAGCCGGACUGUCCCGGCUUCGAGGACGAACAACAGGACGGGUGCAACGUCAACGAGUGUCUGAUCAACAACGGCGGGUGUUCGCAGGUGUGCGUGGACAUGCCGCACACGUUCCGGUGCGACUGCAAUCCCGGAUACAAGCUGGUCGACAACAACACUUGCGACGACGUGAACGAGUGCGACAUCGAGGGCAGCUGCUCGCAGGUAUGCAUCAACGAGAAGGGAACGUACAAGUGCGAGUGCCAGCCGGGAUACCUGCGCGACCCACAGGACCACACCCGGUGCAAGGCGAUGGAGGGCCACGCUUCCCUGCUGUUCUCCAUGCAGCACAACAUCCGCAAGAUAUCGCUGGACCACCGCGAGAUGUCGGCCAUCAUCAACGGCACCAAGUCGGCCACAGCCAUCGAUUUCGUAUUCCGCACCGGCAUGAUAUUCUGGGGCGACGUGUCCGAGAAAAAGAUCUACAAGGCGCCGAUCGACGAGGGCCGGGAACGGUCCGUAGUGGUGGAGAGCGGCCUGUCGUCGGCCGACGGUCUGGCCGUCGACUGGAUUUACGGUCACAUAUACUGGACGAACGCCGAGAAGGACUCUAUUGAACUGGCCAACUUCGAGGGCAACAUGCAAAAGACGCUGAUCAAAUCCGAACUCAAAGAACCCAGGUCCAUCGCCGUAGACCCGAUCGGAGGUUGGCUGUACUGGAGCGAUUGGGGAAGCGACGCGAAAAUCGAACGGGCCGGCAUGGACGGCACUCACCGCGAGGUGAUCGCCUCGUUCGACGUCAAGUGGCCCAACGGCCUGACGCUGGACCUGGUGUCCAAGCGGCUGUACUGGGUGGACGCCAAGCUGCACACCAUCUCGUCGUGCAACUUCGACGGCAGCCAACGCCGCCUGGUGCUGUUCAGCCCCACCUGGUUGCCGCACCCGUUCUCCAUAUCCACGUUCGAAGACUCGCUGUACUGGUCCGACUGGAACAAGAAAGCCAUCGUCAAAGCCAACAAGUUCAACGGCUCCAACGUCACCACCGUCACCUCGUUGCACAUGGCACAAAACCCGAUGGUCGUGCACGUGUACCACCCGUACAGGCAACCCGACGGCGUCAACCAUUGCGCCGCCGUCAACGGCCACUGUUCCCAUCUGUGUCUGCCAGCUCCUCAGAUCAACGACAAGUCGCCGAAGAUAUCGUGCGCGUGUCCCAACGGGCUGACGCUGAUGGCCGACGGCCUGAUGUGCGCCGAAGAAGUUAAGGACAAAACGGUUUUAACUAAAUCAAACAAACACAAUCAUUAUAAAAAACCCGAUAUCAAAACGCUGUUACAUAUGAACAGGACAAUGAUUGGCAUAAACGACAACCACAAGAAUCAAGAAGACAGCGGGCUGGUCGCAGCCAUUUUCAUAUUCGCCGGAUCCCUGUUGGUCACUUUGGCGGCUUUGGGAGCUUUCUUGUUGUACCGACAGUACUUGCACCGCAACGUGACCAGCAUGAACUUCGACAAUCCCAUCUACAGGAAAACCACCGAGGACCAGUUCACGCUGGAAAAGAGCCAAUACCAACCGGCCAGAGUGUACCCCACGUCGGUCGGCGAAGAGUUUUUCCACAGUAAUUCGGCCCAAGAGCCGCUGACACGUCCAGGCACCAACGAGUACGUCUAAGGUAGACCGGUUUUUUUUUUUUUAGAGUUUAUCUGCAUACAGUUUGUAACAACACUAGUCAAUGUAAAACAAUUACACGUGUAAUUAUGUAUACAUACAUUUGUGUAUAUAAUAUUUCAAAAACGCACUUACGUCCAAACAGCGUCGACAAACGUCUCGGCGAGUUACCAAAUCCGCGAGGGUUUACCACUAUGCAGGAUCAAAGUGUGCCGUAUUUACCCCGAACGACUUAAAUUAGCCAUUUCCUAAAUUACAAAACAAAUAUAUCGAUUACUUGGCUUGCACGACAAAACAACGGUCGGAGUCUUCCUGUAUAGCGUUUUCUCGAGGGCCAUCGUUUCAACGACAACAAUAUUUUAUUUCUUCCAGGAGCCAAUUUUUUUUCUGUAUUUCUUUUUUUACAUAUAUAUUAUACAAAACAGUUCCUAUUGUUUAUUUUUUAUUAAUUUAUAUUUAAUAAUUUUUAAUGUAAAAAUAAAUUUCUAUUAUUAUUUAAGCUAUAUAUAUAUAUAUACAUACGGUUUGCCUAUUACGACUGAGGUGUGCGUGCCAAAUAGAGAAUUUUUCGUCUUCUUUUUUUUUUUGUUGUAUUAUUUAUUAUUAUCGUUUGUUGCUCAAAGUGGAAAUCCUUUGAUCUGUGUGUGAAACGUCGGUUUAAUGUGCAAUUUUCGACUGGUAAAUCGACAUUAAUAUUGUUUUAUUAUAUAAAUUCAUUCCGUUUCGAGUGUUUACAAAUAAUAGUUAGGGAAUGUAUUGAUACAAUACUUAGGUGGUAGCGCCAUUAUAUAUUUAACUGUCGCACGGUCGAUUUAGCGGCUAAUUAUAUUAAUAUAUUUACUAUUAAAUGUAGUCCGAUAAUUGUUGCAAGCUUAAAACCGUCUUAUUAGAUCAAAACUUAUUUUUACUGUUAAUUGGAUGUAUUUAAUAAUUUAUAAUUAUAAUAUAGAGGAACCAGCUCGGUUGGUGUAGUGGGUAGUUGAAUUGAGUAUUUAUUGUUUUUCUCGAAUGCCGUACGGUUUUUCAUUGUAUCCGUUCACGAACCCUAUUAAACGGCCAGUGCUCUGCCGAUUGAUGUUCUGGUUUUAUGUCAUUGUUGUUUUGAGAAUAAUUUAUACUUAUUGCCAUAUGCAAACAUGUUUUUAAACUAUUGUAAAAUUUUUGUUAGAUAAUAAUAGUUUUUAUUGUUUAACUAUAUGAUUUUUUUUUUUUUUUGUCUUUUUUAAAAUAUUUU
This is a messenger RNA of Adelges cooleyi (spruce gall adelgid), 4575 nucleotides long. RefSeq names its product low-density lipoprotein receptor-like. Bases 462 to 3344 code for a protein of 960 amino acids. The record is from RefSeq and is a predicted model, not a curated record. Gene Ontology annotation, molecular function: protein binding; calcium ion binding. NCBI's taxonomy places the organism in Eukaryota, Metazoa, Arthropoda, Insecta, Hemiptera, Adelgidae. The transcript is spliced from 17 exons.